Molecule: messenger RNA, 878 nt
Organism: Oncorhynchus gorbuscha (pink salmon)
Lineage: Eukaryota; Metazoa; Chordata; Actinopteri; Salmoniformes; Salmonidae
Product: stonustoxin subunit beta-like
Exons: 3
Molecular function (GO): protein binding
Source: RefSeq, a predicted model, not a curated record
CUCUCUCUCUGUCCCUCUCUCUGUCUCUCUCUCUCUCUCUCCAGAGUUAUCAGUCUCUCUCCAGUAUAAUCGUAUCUUCAGACUUACCCAGCAUCGUUGUCCGUCCUCUUCAGUACUUUGGAGAUGUGAGUAAGACUGUGUCUGAACUGAGAGAGAAACUAGAAGACUUCCUUAAAGGAGAAUGGACCAAGAUCUCCACUACAGUGAAAAUAGUGGAUGUUGUACUGCCUCCAGAGCCCAAGACCAGAGAACAGUUAUUACAAUAUUCCUGUCAGCUCACACUGGACCCAAACACAGCACACACACGCCUCUCUCUGUCUAAAGGGAACAGAAAGGUGAACAAUACAGGCCAAGUCCAACCAUAUUCUGUCCGUCCAGACAGAUUCACCAACUACUGGCAGGUUCUGUGUAGAGAGGGUCUGUCUGGACGCUGUUACUGGGAGGUGGAGUGGACUGGUGUUGUUGUUACAGCAGUCUCAUAUAAAGACAUCAGCAGAACAGAGACAGAUGGUGUAUUUGGACUCAAUAACAAGUCCUGGAGUUUACAGUACUAUAGUGGUGGUUAUUGUUUCAGUCACAAUAAUGUUGUGACUAAAGUAUCAGGCCCUCAGUCCUCCAGAGUAGGAGUGUACCUGGAUCACAAGGCAGGUACUCUGUCCUUCUACAGUGUCUCUGACACAAUGACCCUCCUCCACAGAGUCCAGACCACAUUCACUCAGCCCCUCUAUCCUGGGUUUUGGCUCAAUGGUACUGCUGAGCUGGUUAAACUGUAGUAGGGUCCACAUAAUAUAAUAAUAAUAUAAUAUAUGCCAUUUAGCAGACGCUUUUAUCCAAAGCGACUUACAGUCAUGUGUGCAUACAUUCUACGUAUGGGAUAC